AUGAAGCCUACCUUGAUCACUAUAUUUUCUUUCCUUUUCAUUGCUGUUGCUGUUUAUGCACAAAAACCUCAUGUACCCAAUCCAAUAGCAUUUCAAGAAAUGUUACCGUUACCAAUCAUUGUUACCCAAGAUAAACAUAAUAAAAAUGUAUAUCAGGCUGAAAUUAAAUGGUAUGACCGUGGAGUUUCUCCUGAUGAACGAGUUUUUAAAAGAAUGAGAUGCGAAAAUGGUGUAACAGUUGACGCAACCAAUGUG
Molecule: messenger RNA, 255 nt
Organism: Racocetra persica
Lineage: Eukaryota; Fungi; Glomeromycota; Glomeromycetes; Diversisporales; Gigasporaceae
Source: the annotation of a GenBank genome assembly